Amphibalanus amphitrite is the source of this 1762-nucleotide messenger RNA. RefSeq names its product protein ras-2-like. Gene Ontology annotation, molecular function: GTP binding; GTPase activity. Bases 203 to 1450 code for a protein of 415 amino acids. The transcript has 6 exons. The record is from RefSeq and is a predicted model, not a curated record. NCBI's taxonomy places the organism in Eukaryota, Metazoa, Arthropoda, Thecostraca, Balanomorpha, Balanidae.
AGUCGCGAGCGACGCGGCGCGGCGGUGGUGCGGAGCGCGAGCCGAGCGGAGGUCUGUGCGCCGCACAGGACGAGUCAGAGUCGGGAAACUGGAGUCGCGCGCGCUGACCCGCGGAGUUCACAGCGCUCCCGCCGAUCUGUUCCCACCGGUCAAGGAGGGCUGCAGGAAAGCGGGCAGUGCCGGUCAGGGAGGCGGCGGUGCGAUGCGGCCCGCUCCCACUGUGGACAUGAGUCCCGACCUGGACACGCUGGCAGAGCUCGGACAGUCGGACGAGACGGUCCGCAUUGCUGUGCUCGGGAUGCAGGGCGUUGGAAAGUCAGCAAUCACAGUUCGGUACCUGACCCAUCGGUUUAUCGGAGAGUACAAGUCAAAUACAGAUAUGAUGUACCACCAAGUAAUCAAACUCGAUGGAAGUACAAUAAAGGUCGACAUCAUUGACGUCUCCACAUCUGUCCAGAGCGGUUCCCUGGUGCACCACAACAUCCGCAACUGGGCCGAGGGCUUCCUGCUGGUGUACUCGGUCACCACACCGGAGUCGUUCCAGCACGCCAGUCAGCUGCUGGAGGAGGUGCGCCGCACUGGCUCCAAGUGCGCCGCGUCUGUCUCCGGCGGCUCGCUGCGCGCCGCGUCCGUCUCGCGGGAGAGCUCCAAGAGUCCGGCGGCGCGCCGGAAACGAUCCGGCACCCCGCAGCGGCCCCACAGUACCGGGGACGGUGUGGAGGUGCCAGCGCCGGCCAUCCUGGUCGGGAACAAGACCGACCUCAUACACCUGAACCAGGUGGACACGACCCGCGCUCAGGAGACGGCCUCUCGGCUCUGCUGUCAGCACGAGGAGGUGAGCGCCUCCGAGUCAGCCGAGGAGAUCACCGCACUCUUCCACGCCGUGAUCCGUCAGUGUCUGGCGCUGAAGCGACGCCGCUCCGGCAUGGACGCCAUCCGUAACGCGUUCUCGAGUUUGCCGCGCGCCGGCCGCGGCUCGUCGCGCGAGGCGGCGGCGGCAGCAGACAGCGGCAGCAGUCUGCGCCGGCGGCGGCCCCGAGGCCGCCUGCAGCUACCGCCACACGGCGAGACACAGCUGGUGGACAUCGUGUCCCCGGUGGAGCUGCGGCCGACGGCGGCGGCGGCGACCGCGCGCGAACCUGAGGGCCGCACCAGCGACGGCGAGAGCGUCUGCUCGGGCGCCACCUCGUCCGGCUCGUCGGGCGGCUCGGCGGGCUCGGGCGGAUCGCACACACCACAGCCGGGAGCGCCGCCGCGCAAAUUCUCCGUGUUCGACGUCGGUCGCAAGUUGGGCAGCUUCAUCUCGGGAGGCAGCAGGCCUUCAACACCGGCACCCAGUCGGUUCACCACCUCACCGCUCAAGACGUCCGUGCCCGACCUCAGCAAGACGUCGUCGCUCUCGGAGAAGCUGGACACGCUGAAGAAGUCGGUGAAGAAGGUGUCGGUGUGAGCGGUGCGCGCGGCGCGAGCUGUGAUCGGAGACUUUUCGGGGCAGGUCGGCAGGGUGAGGCACUCAGGUCCGCCGGCCACCAGCGCCACAGACAUUGCAUUGUUGUUGAUCUUGGACGCCCUGGGCUGGCACCGGGCACAUCGAGCUAUCGCUGUGUGGGAGAGAGUGGACGGAUAAUUGUAUUUAAUAGUGCUACCUUGCACUGUCAUCUGCUGCCUAGACUUUCUACCAGAGCUGUUCAUUCUCAUGUUAUUCUUAAGAUCAUGGUUGAGCAUUUUGUACUGACGAUUAAAUACACCGGAUAUUAUGUGA